Molecule: messenger RNA, 1675 nt
Organism: Uloborus diversus
Lineage: Eukaryota; Metazoa; Arthropoda; Arachnida; Araneae; Uloboridae
Product: peptidyl-prolyl cis-trans isomerase FKBP4-like
Exons: 8
Coding region: 123-1496 (457 amino acids)
Molecular function (GO): peptidyl-prolyl cis-trans isomerase activity; protein binding
Source: RefSeq, a predicted model, not a curated record
CGAGCGUCUGUCUCUCUGUCUGUGGUUGCACGCUUUCCCUUGCCGGCAUCUAAAGGAACUUUCUGGAAAGAUUUUUCCUGUAUUGAAAUCACAAAUCCAUUCUUAUAUACAUAUAGUCCAUUAUGAGUGAGACGGAAGCAAUGGAAUGUAAGGAAAAUGAAUAUGUUCCUGGUCCUAAUGCUGUUGAUGUUUCACCUAAUCAUGAUGGUGGUGUGUUAAAGACUGUAAAUACUGCUGGUAUAGGUGAUGCUGGUCCAUCCAAAGGCGACAAAGUUAUUGUUCAUUACACGGGAAAACUAACAGAUGGCACGAAAUUCGACUCUAGUGUUGAUCGUGGUGAACCUUUUGAAUUUACUCUUGGAAAAGGUCAAGUCAUCAAAGCAUGGGAUAUCGGUGUUGCUACCAUGAAGAAAGGAGAGAAAAGUACAUUGUUUUGCCUUCCUGACUAUGCAUAUGGCCAAAAAGGGAGCCCUCCUAAUAUUCCCGAAAAUGCAACCUUAGUAUUUGAUGUUGAAUUAAUUGAUUGGAAAAUGGAGGAUCUUAGUCCUAAUAAUGAUGAAAGUAUCUUGAGGUCCCUAAUUAAAGAAGGACAAGGGUAUUUAACACCUAAUGAAGGAUCUGUAGUUGAAGUGCAUUAUGUUGGAAAAUUCCAAGACAAAGUGUUUGAAACACGAGAUGUCAAAUUUGUGAUUGGUGAACCAUUUGAAGAAAAUGUUAUUGAAGGUCUAGAUAUAGCUCUGCAAAAAUUUAAAAAAGGGGAAACGUCCAAAAUAAUUGUAGCUCCUAAAUAUGCAUUUGGUGACAAAGGAAAUCAAGAACUCAAUAUACCACCCAAUAGCACUGUUGAAUAUGAAGUUACUCUUGAAUCUUUUGAAAAGGAAAAGGAAUCUUGGAACAUGACAUCAGAAGAAAAACUUGAGCAAUCAGAAAUGGCAAAAAACAAAGGAACAAGUUAUUUUAAGAAUGAAAAAUAUGAAAUGGCUUCAAAAAAGUAUAAAAAAAUUGUUGAUUAUCUCCAAAAUGAGUCUGAAUUGACGGGAGAUCAAAAGGAUAAGAAACAAGCUCUACUGCUGGCAGGAUAUCUUAAUCUAGCUGCAUGUUUCUUAAAACUAGGAAAUCACCAAGAAGUCAUAGAGAAUUGUGAUAAAGCAUUGGAAAUAGAUUCCAAAAGUGUUAAAGGGCUCUUUAGGAAAGGACAGGCAUAUAUGGCUUUAAAGGAUGAUGAAGCUGCUAAAGAAGUUUUUACUGAAGUUCUAAAUGUUGACUCAUCUAAUAAAGCUGCACAAAAGAACCUAUAUGUUUGUAAUGAGAACAUUAAAAAACAACUUGCUAAAGAAAAGAAAAUGUACCAAGCUAUUUUCAAAAAAAUGGCUGAAGAAGGUUGUCAGGAUCCUGAAUCAAAUGCAGAAAAAGUCAGUACAGAAAACGGACAUGUAGAUAAGAUGGAAACAGAUGAUGAAAAGCAAGCUGCUGCUGCUGAAGCUGUACCAGUUUGAAAAAGUCCAAACAAAUUUGCUAGUGAACUCAUCCUAGAUUCAUAUUCAUAUUAUCUAUAUAUCUUGAAAACAUUGAUACUAUGUCAUUAAAAGCUUAACCUGUUUGACUUAUCUUGUAAUUUUUUUAAAAUCAUUAAGUUAUCAUUUUCAUGCAUUUCAUGUUUUGUUGCUUUUUACUA